Messenger RNA from Paramecium tetraurelia, 1497 nucleotides. RefSeq lists its product as uncharacterized. The record is from RefSeq and is a predicted model, not a curated record. Gene Ontology annotation, biological process: monoatomic cation transport; transmembrane transport. The transcript has 7 exons. Gene Ontology annotation, molecular function: monoatomic cation transmembrane transporter activity. Gene Ontology annotation, cellular component: membrane. Lineage: Eukaryota; Ciliophora; Oligohymenophorea; Peniculida; Parameciidae.
AUGAGUUGCGACUCAUCCUUCUUUUUUAGUGAUUCUAAUUUAGAAUAGAAGUGCGAAAUAGCCAAUUCGUUAUGUGCUCAAAAUUAAAUAUUCAUAAACUAUUACUCUAUAAUCUAUUGCCAACUCGACGGACAUUGGAUUUUGUUCAUAUUGAUGGCCAUAUUUGUUGUAUUGAUAGUAUUCAGAUUUAUGAGCACAUUAGUGAUGUUUUAUCUAACACCUGCAAUAGAGUUUAUAACAGAGAAAUUAAAUAUUUCACAAUCAUUGAGUGCAGUCACUUUGUUGGCUUUUGCUAAUGGGGCUGGAGAUGUUGUCACUGCAAUUGUGGCCACUGAAACCUUGGACGCCAUCAGCUAUAAUAUUGGUUCUUUAUAUGGAGCAGGUUUUUUUGUGGCCACAUUAGUUGUUGGAAUAACUAUAAUUAAUUCACAAUCAUAUAUAGUCAUGAAGUCCUAUUUUAUUUGGAGAGAUAUCUUGUUUUAUAUUGUUGCAACAAUCAUAGUAAUUAUAUAUGGAAUUGUGGGCGAAUUUUCAUUGAUUGAUUCUGCAUUCUUAUUGUUAAUUUAUAUAAUCUUAGUAAUUAUAGUAUUAUUUUAAGAUAAGUUUUCAAGUCGAUCUAAAAAACAAUUUGAUGAAUUUUUAAUUGAAAAUGUGAUGGAUGAAACCUAGGUAACUGAGGAAAUAUAGCCUGAAUUGCAAGGUGUUAAUCUCAAUGAAGAUAACAAAAAGACAUGUGCUGACAAAACAUUUUGUGUUGUAGAUAUCCCCUUUAGAUUCAUCUUGAAAUAUAGUAUACCUCCCUCUUUUAAUGUUGCCAAAUCUACUUUGCUAAUUACCAUUUUCCCAAGUCUUAGCUUUGUCUACUUCAUAUUAGGAUCAAAAAAUUACGAUAUUUUCAGCUAUUUAUACAUAUUGUCCGUCUCUAUUGUAUUAGCCAUAGCAAUCUAUUCAUCAUAUCCAUAAGAUAAUGAAUUGCCUAGCUACUACAUUUAUAUCUAGAUCUACAUAACCAUAGUAUCCUUGGUUUGGAUCUAUUGUUUGAGUGGAAUUCUCAUAGAUACUCUAACCUUUUUUGGAAUGCUAACCAACCUAUCCAAUACUUAUUUAGGGAUGACAAUCAUUGCUAUGGGAAAUGCUCUCCCAGACGGAAUAGUUACCAUGACUCUUGCCAAAUAAGGGUAUGCCGUUAUGGGAAUAACAGGAGCAUAUUUUGGGUAAAUUUUUGGAUUGUUAGUGGGUCUGGGCAUAUCACUUUUAAAAACUAAUUUGAAAACAGGUGCCAGUGUUGAAUUCGAUUUGUUUAAUAAAGAUCUAAUUCAAUAAAAUUUGAUAAUGAUUAUCAUCAUAUUUUCCACUCUAUUUGUAUUGAUAAUCACUUUUUUAUAUGGUAUAGUAAAGAAGUAUCAUUUCGCCAGAGAUCUUUCAGUUUUGCUCAUAUUGAUAUAUGUAUUAGUAUUAAGCACAAUUACUAUAAUUGCUAUAUAUGAAGCUGUAUGA